Molecule: messenger RNA, 1225 nt
Organism: Suillus paluster
Lineage: Eukaryota; Fungi; Basidiomycota; Agaricomycetes; Boletales; Suillaceae
Exons: 2
Coding region: 228-962 (244 amino acids)
Source: RefSeq, a predicted model, not a curated record
AGGUUUACUCGGAACUAUAUACCAGCUGGACAGUCAAAUUCCCUACUGCGUGCUUGCAAGGCGACGUGCAUGCAUGAUUCACAUCAAAGACCCUGUGAAAGCCACGUCGAUAUUUAUUACAUCAUUUACUGCGCACAGUGGACACGAGUUACCCGAGUCACCCCACAAUACAUAGAUCUUGCACGCCUUCUUCUCAGUCCAUCAUCACAAGUCCUGCCAGAUCUACGAUGAACGCCCUGGCGUCAUCUUCACAGGCGUCUCCGAACGACAAACCUCUAUCACGCCCGCAGAGCCCCAGACUUACUGGAACUGCGUCACGCUUCUUCAUUUCUAUGGGCAAGUCCAUCAGCCAUAGCCUCCUGACAUCCCCAAGAAAAAGACAUGCGGAUAACUCACGCGGUGGCAUUGGCAUGUAUUCUACGCCCGAAGAACGAAACCCUUAUGUCCAGUCACGAAUGCACGCGAGAUAUAGAGAAUCAUCCGCUUCACGUCCCACCAUUGAACAAAUUGCAAUGGGUCUUCAUCUUUCAUGCACUCCCCAUUUGCGAAAUCCGUGUCACCAGUCUCAUUCCGCACCCUCUUCACCCUCUCAUAUACGGUACCCCCACGACUCAUCCGCACUGCACCGUCCCACGCACAGCCUUCCACCACCCCCUUCUCGUUCUUCCCUCAAGAAAACAAGUACCAGCAACGGUCCCCGUCCGAACUCAAUUGCAUUACUCGGCGAAUCUCCCUCCACGUCUACAAUAACCUCGACUGGUCCCGCAACACCUGACGGCGCGCGGUCAGUGCUGUCCCUAAAGCACCGUAUGUCGAAGUUGAUACUUGGUUAUCGUUCUGCGCCCUCAUCGGCGCGGAUUAUAUCUGCGGCGUCGUCGGGCACUGGAAGUGAGGGUACUCGCCCGACGACGCCACGAAAAUCGGUGCGAUUUUCUACGAGCGUGCUUGCGUUGGAAAAUUAAGAUGUCAAGCACUCAUAACUAUCUACCCGACUCGAUGUCGCACACAACACUACUUAGCUGGAAGUCCAGCUACCUAUUUCAUAUCAUUAAUCCGCACUCUGUUUACCAAGCGCCGCAUUAUUACGAGGGAUAGACAGUCCACUUUCAUCAUUUUUAUUCCACCCCAUUGUAGCACUGGAUUUUUAUUCGUUAUACAUCAUGUCUGUCCAAACGCGAUGCAAUUUUACCCUUGAAUUAUAUUGAUGUUCCGGUCAAGUUCGGUC